Molecule: messenger RNA, 1681 nt
Organism: Hyaloscypha bicolor E
Lineage: Eukaryota; Fungi; Ascomycota; Leotiomycetes; Helotiales; Hyaloscyphaceae
Product: mitochondrial carrier
Exons: 2
Coding region: 105-1481 (458 amino acids)
Biological process (GO): mitochondrial transmembrane transport
Source: RefSeq, a predicted model, not a curated record
CUCACAACAACCUUCAAAUAAUGCGGUAGACACGAACUUUCGAGCAUCGCCACCCUCUCUACGACAAUCCACGAUCUGCUGAAGCUCAGGCAGAGUUCCCGUCGAUGUCAGCCCAUUGGAUUCGUCACGCCGACUCGGAUAAAGAGCUUGCCACCGCUUUCGAGCACCAAAGCGGUUUGGGAGGCAGAGGUCAUGACAGAAUACAUGGAGACAACCCGAUUCCCGGAGUCUCGUCCACAAUCGCCAUGACGGGUGACAUGACGGGUGGUAAUGACGAUAUCGAGGUGGACAUUACUGCCGGGCAAAAAAUGAUGUCUGCGAUGUCUGGGAGUCUGUUGACUUCGCUGCUUGUGACCCCCCUCGAUGUCGUCCGCGUUCGACUGCAGUCCCAACCUACUCAAUCACCUCUCACUACCAUCCAAAAACUAGCCUCGACCUCCCCGCAAUCAUUCAAUACCCUUCCUCCAAACCUCGGAGUUACGGCUUGCUGCCGAGAAGUCUUCUUCGCAAACAAUAAUGCAGAAUACUGCAUAGCCGGACCGAAAGUGGGGGAGAUAACCAUCGGAGGAGCAGAGUGUGCAGUCGAGGAAACGCAAAGAAGGACCUUCAACUCUACAUUCGACGGGCUAAGAAAGAUUGCUCGGAACGAAGGAGUAACGACGUUAUGGCGAGGAUUGUCUCCCACGUUAGCCAUGACGGUUCCUGGGAAUAUCAUAUACUUCACUGGGUACGAUUGGUUGCGAUUCAACAAGAUGAGUCCUAUCAACCGAAUGUUUUCGGACAAUUAUGCACCACUGGUAGCAGGGACAGUUGCGAGGACGCUAGCUGCCGGGGUCGUGAGUCCGAUCGAAAUGUUUAGGACGAGGAUGCAGGCUAGUCGGUCGACGGGAGGCGGUCACUUUGCUGAAACAGUGAAAGGAGUGGGAGAGAUGGUUUCUCUUCACGGGUACACUUCACUGUGGAGAGGAUUGACCCUGACUUUAUGGCGAGAUGUCCCCUUCUCAGGAGUCUACUGGUGGGGGUAUGAGAGCAUCAGGAGUCUUCUAACAGAAGCUCGGGAACGGGGACGAGGACACGAUCUCUCAAUGGAAGGAUCAAGAAGUCGAGCAAGGAGGCGGUCUCAAAGUCAAGAAAACCACAGGGACACGUUCAUGGACAGUUUCAUUGCAGGAGCAACGUCCGGCACCGUUGCUUCGAUCUUGACAACACCCUUUGACGUUGGGAAGACUAGACGGCAAGUCUUCGUCGAAGCAACCUCAAAUGCAGGAGCUAAGAAAAUACUGGCCCCCGAGGAACGCUCCAUGCCUAAGUUCCUAUGGCAUAUCUUCAGAACCGAGGGCGUGGCAGGAUUAUGGACUGGCUGGAUACCUCGCACACUGAAAGUCGCCCCCGCAUGUGCCAUCAUGAUCAGCUGUUAUGAAGUCGGGAAACGCGCCUUCCGCAGCAUGAACGAGAGAGCGGAACGGAACCGAGCUGUAUGAGUAGAGCACAUCACUCCAUUCUGGAGUCUGACAAGGAGUUUAUUUUGCGGCCUUUGAUUUGUAGCUGGAGUGUUCUGCAUAGCGGUUUUGGACGGAGUCAUUUGACGGUGUACUACUGCAUGUAAGAUAGAGAGACCAAUAUCCAUUACUGAACAAAUGUUUACAGGUUUGAAUUUCCUGAACCUUGGAGAAUUCCUCGC